Messenger RNA from Cylicocyclus nassatus, 249 nucleotides. NCBI's taxonomy places the organism in Eukaryota, Metazoa, Nematoda, Chromadorea, Rhabditida, Strongylidae. The record is from the annotation of a GenBank genome assembly.
AUGCUUUUCGUUGAGUCGGAAGCACUUGAGAAAAGCCCACAGCCUUCUGGAGAUACUUCUUGGAAGAAAUUAUUCCGUCUGACGAUCUGUGAUGGAGAUACAGUGGCGCAACAGGUUUCGCCAAGCAGCAACGAGUCGUCACGGGUCAGCGUAGGAGUUGCCACUUUGGAGGCUCCUUCAAAAGUAUGGGUGCGUGCUCUAGCAAAUCAAUAUGUUCUCGAGAGGAAGAUCCUCCACUCCAACUUAUGA